Messenger RNA from Chara braunii, 6918 nucleotides. Lineage: Eukaryota; Viridiplantae; Streptophyta; Charophyceae; Charales; Characeae. The record is from the annotation of a GenBank genome assembly.
GUGAGGAAGAUAGGUGGAGGAGAAAGACAAGCAAUGGCCGAUUGCUCUUCACACGCAGGAAGAUAGGUGCAGAAGAUAAAGCGCGGAGGAGAUAGUUGCGAAGACAGAAGAUAGGCGUGGAAGAAGACAUGGCGAAAGGCGGUAAGCGGUCGAUCGGUCCUCCAUCGGAGAGCAUACCGGAGGCUCUGGACGAAUGCCAGAGGAGCAUCGCCGUGUUUCAACGCCAUAUCCGAAGGCUAGUGCAAUGUAGGAAAGAACAUGGCGACAUUUUCCUGAUGGAGUUCGGGCGCAGGCUUCUUCCCCUUUUCCUGAUUAAGAAAAGAGAGCCUGCGAUUGAGAGGUUAGUGCGUUUCGUUGCAGAGUUUGCGACGUUCAGACAAGCAGGGAUGGAGGAAGAAGCGGAUGCAUUCGCUAUGGCUUUUCUUGGAUUCUUGCUGGCCUUCGUAGAGGCAAGAGAGAAGGCGGCGAGAUUUCGGGCUGCGCAACUGAUCGCGGAAAUUCUGAACCACAUGCCAGAGGAGGCAGAGCUCGCUGAUGAUCUGUGGGAGGACCUGCUCAACGUGCUAAGGAAACGGGUUCAUGACAGAUUUGCUCUUGUGCGUGUCUACGCGGUCAAAGCUCUGGCUAGACUUGUCGACCCUGGAGACAGCGGAGAUUUCGAGGGCGAUCCAACGGUUACACUUUAUCGAGAUCUCCUAGUGCAUGAGAACAGCCCGGAUGUGAGAAAGGCUGUUGUUGCUGCAUUUCCGAUUUCUGUGACCACCAUUCCGGAUGUACUUGCAAGAAUCUCGGAUGCAGAUGAUGGAGUUCGCAAAAUUGCUUUUAAGGUCUUGGCAAAGAAGAUACCACUUCGUACCCUCAGCAUUGCACAGCGGGUCACUGUCCUGAAGAGAGGACUUCAGGACAGAGUGCAGGGUGUCAGGGACGAAUGUGUGAAGAUGAUGCGGGAUUUCUGGUUGGUCAAGGAUUGCAAUGCUGAUGUCUGUGAACUGCUUCGAUUGCUCGAUGUGGAAACUUAUGAGGAAGUUGGGGAGUUGGUCCUUGAGGAGCUGUUGAAACAAGGCUUAGUCAAGGCAAAGCAAGGAAUGGGAAUCCAGCAGUAUUUUGCUUCUGCGGAUGAGGACGUCGGAGAUGCACCAGCUGUGGAAUUAGACUUGCCAGCGAACGACGGGAACACGAAUAACCAGAAGAGUGGAAGAAGGAUACUCCUGAUGGUUGCUGAGGAAGCUUUGUUCUGGCGUAUUCUGUGUACAUACCUCUACAACCAGGCGAAGGAACAAGGAAGCAGUGCAGCAGGUACGACAGGUGCUCAGGCAGAGCUGCUUGCUGCCAAUGCCACAGAGCAUAAUGAUGCAUUGGAGGGAAUUCUCCCUGCAACUAUCGCAGAUUAUGUUCAGCUGGUUGAAGCACACCUCCGCGCAGCAGCUGGAGCAACGCCCGUCACCGGCCCCGUUGCCAGCUCCUCCAACACCUCCGAUCGCCUCAAUGCAUUGGAGAUCGACUUCGGAGCCCUCAAGGACGGCGCGCAGCUACAGCAAACCGCCACACAACAACUGGAGCAGUGGAUCUGUACUGUCGCCGCCAACCCUAGUUCGACACCGUGCGAGACGACUCCGAAGUUCGAUGGUCAGGAGAUCUUCUGCGAUUCGACGAAGACGGACUCGAUUCCGUGGUUCCCCAAGUUUGAACUCAAGUUGCAGCUGCAUCACGUCAGCGAGGACAAGAAACACGAGUACUUAUACUCCCGGUCGGGGGGCGCGUGCCAAGCAUGGUUGGACAAUCUCUUGUCCAAGUACGGGGUGGUAGCUGCCGACUUGUACACCAAGAUCAGUUGGGAUGAUCUAAAGGCGGCGUGGCAUGAGCGGUUCCAAGUAGAGCCGCUGGAGAUCAAGGCAAUGGACAAAUUGCUGACCUUCGAACAAGGCAUGUUGCCGACUGUUGACUGGAUUGCCGAGUACCAACGCUUGACAUCCGUCCUAGACAUUCAGAUGGGCUUCACGGUCGUCAAACACUACUUCAUCACGAGGUCGUGUUCGACGGUGGGCAACGCCUUGACUCACGUCGAGGACACCUUGACGACAACGGCGGAGCUUUUUGACAAGGCCGCACAGAUCAUUGUCACGAACAAGGAGGCCAAAAACCUCAACCGUUUUGGGUUGGUCGUCGGAAGGCAAGGGCAAGUCGUGAAACUGAGCACCGCUGGGAGUGAAUCGACGACACUCUCGACGCCUUCGGAACCGGUCGCUUCGCGGGUGACCGUCCUUCGUUCCAAGGCACAUGCGGAAGUCGAUAGUCCUCUUCUAUAUUCUUACGAGGACUAUGCUGCCCGCCUCGUUCCUACGCUGGGUACUCAUGCUCAAGGACAAGACGUGUGUGCGGCAUCUUCUCCGUCCGGCAGCGGCGACUUAUCGUCUUCAAGUGGUUCUUCAUGGGAUUCGGUGAGCGAGUUCAACAUAGAGGUCUUGGACCCGCUCACGUUGGAGGAUUUCGCAUGGCUUCCUCUCUCGACCACGGGCCGCUUGUCGGGACCGCAAUGCGCAGCAUUAUGCGCUCAUCUCCACACGUAUCUAUCCUUCUAUGCACCACCAACUUCACCGACGGAUGACGAAGCUGCGGUGGGGGACAUCCUUGCGUAUGUUACCAAGGUGGCCCGCAAGUUUCGCAAGCAGAGGUACGAUGAUAACAAUGCACCUCUCCUCUAUGUCCGCAUCCAAGUUGGGCAAGCGUCCUGCAGCGCUUUGCUGGAUAGCGGAGCGACUCGCAAUUUCAUGAGCCAAGCCUUUAUGCAAAGGGCUGGCCUUGGCGCACAAGUUCGGAGGAAGGCAAACCCGACGACGAUCAAGUUGGCGGACGAAAGGACGCAACAACUUAUCGACCGUUACAUCGAGGCCGUACCAGUGUAUUUCGCAUCUUAUGCAUGCGAACCGGUGACGUUCGACAUUUUGGACACGGCUUUCGAUAUCAUUUUGGGAAUGCCUAGGUUUGCAAGUGUGGAUCACACGACCGUCGCGGUAGCCGACUCUUCCCCCACGGACUUCUCUGCGGACCCCCGUGUGGUGCGGUUGCUUGACGAGUUCACCGACAUCUUCGAGUUACCUACCGGUGUGGUGCCAGAUUGGCCGAUCUCUCACGAGAUCAUUCUUGAGGCCGGUGCCGUGCCGCUGAAAGGUUGCAUUUACGACAUGAGCGAUCAUGCCAAGGCACCGGAGUUGGUCGAGCUUCUCCAGAUGGCCAAGACUAUGGACUUCACCGAUGCUGCUGGUCGUAGUUGUGCUGCAGCUCUUGCUCAGAAGCUCUUGCAAGCUAGCCAGUGGGACGAGAGCUCUACUAUUGAGGGGCAAAAUAACCCAACUAGUGCAGCAUGGUGUGUUGGUGAUGGUAUUCACAUUGGUGGUGAGGAAAGGUGGACGAUGGCUAUCGCGGAAUUCACGAAACAAGUACAUGCCGGCCGAGCAGAGUUUCAGACAGUCCUAAUGAAAGCAGUAAUUGAAAUGGAGAAGAAAUGUCGCGCUGAUGGGGGGCAGAACUUUCAGAUGUGGGCAAAACUCCUGGCGGUUCUUGGGCUCUUGCUGUUGUCUACGCACUCGCUGAAGGUGCUCUCACGCUUGGAUAUAAGUCCGGCUGAAAUGUUGCGAACAAUUAUUACACCCCUGCUGAACCAUUCCGAUCCAGUUAUUUGUCGGGCAGCAGUUCGAUGCCUGGCACUGUAUUGCCACCUGGACAUUGAUGCUACACGGAAGUAUGGGCCGGUGCUUCACACCAUGAUUGCCAAUGGUGCUCCUGUAGUGAAGAUGAUGGCUGCCCGAAGUGUGUUCGAUCUGAUCUUAUGCCAUGGAAUAGCUGCUUUAGACGCACAGAAUGUGGAUGAAAGUGAGGCUACGCGGCCCACUUCAUGUGGCGCUGAACAGGCAGAGACAGAGGGCAGACGUAGGCGAGAAAGUUGUUCGGAAUCAGUGAUGUUUGGAGGCCCUCCAGCUCAGGGAUCAUUGUUGAAUAUCAUGGCAGAACACCUUGCUUGUGAUGACAGCCUUUCUGAAGAUACUGAGGCGGAGGGGUGUGAAGGGGAGGAAAGAGGAGGGAAAGGGAAACGUGCUGAUGCGGACUGGGGUCUCAAUGACACUGGAGAGGGGCUGAAGGGUUUGAUUUCUGAGGGGUUUGCAAAACUUCUCCUCUGUCAGUCCUUGUUCAAGCCAGGCGUUCUCCUACCUGACCCGGAGUUAGCAUUGGCCCGUCUCCUUAGGGUGUACUUCAGUCCAAAGACAGCUAAAUGCUCCAGGAUGCGACAAUGCCUGUAUGUCUUCUUCGAAAAUUAUGCUGUCGCUGAUGUGGAAAACCAGCGCUGCAUUGCACGAGUGUUUUUGCCUUUGUUGCGACUUGAAUGGCCAGGUGUGAGGAGAAUUGCCGCAGAUGGAAGCGUGGUCAGCACCGAGCCGAUAUCUGCGUGUGCACCGGUCUUAGCUAGAAAGAAAGCCACGGACCUUGCUCGCUUCAUGCUCUCGUUGCUGCAGAAAAGGUCUGGGAAGAGGGCAAACCAGGACGAAGGAGAACGGGCUGCAAAGGGUGCUGACGACGAUGUCAGUGGGAAUGUGGAUGACAACGAAGGCAGUGAAGUAACUCUUGAAAACAGUUGCCGUGCUGAGGACGAAGAAGUAUGUCAACAGGGCGAAGAUGUGGGCCACGAACGCCUUGCUCUUGCCCUUGCUGAGGAGAUUAUCCACUGCCCUUCACAGAAGACAGUAUCAGAGCGGCACUAUGUUGCCACCUUGGGAAAAAUCAUUCCUGCAUUGGCCUUCCGCUUAUCUCAUCAGGAAGAAAUCAAGUGCAUGAGGAAUCUUCUCCCCAGGGUGAUAGCAUCUAUAUCAGGUGAUGCUGUUGUCGUCAAGGAGUUGAAGGUGUUCGCAGGACGUUUAAGGGAUAUUGAUAAAUCUCCAUCUGAAUCACUGUCUGAGGAAGACGCCAAGACCCUGCUUCAAGCUGGGUUGAGGGAGUGCUUGGCAAUUGAAGAGGCACUGCAAACGUCCGUAAGGAAUGAUGCAAACCUCUGCCAACCAUGUGGUCCAGGAAAUAUGAACAUGGAGUCCACUCCGAUGAAGAAAAAGGGUAUGGCAGCAGCUCGCCGAAACACAGCCGCUGUCUCUGCAAGGAAACGCCCAGCGGGUAAACAACAGAAGUCUGCGCAACAAAAGAGACCAUGGUCGGAGUCUUCUUCUUCUUCUUCUUCUUCUUCUUCAGAGUUUUCAUUCUCUAAUGACGAGGAUCCUUCAGAUGAUCCAGAAGGAGAGAGCGACACCGGGAGUGAAGAAGGGUGUUCAGCAUCACCCAGCAGUGUUCAGGGAAGUUUCAAAUCACGUUCUCAGACAGGAAGUUUGAAGACACCUUCGGCAAGAAAUGUGCGGGCUGCAAGUACCAGGAAAGCCCAGACAGCACAGGCGUCCACUCCUCGUGCGCAAGCCAAUCGAAGGGGACAUCGGGAUAAUGAUGGAGACACCCAAACUACCGCGAGCGACUCCGCUGGCAAGACGUGUCACAAAAAACAAGGAACGAAAAAUAGAGGGAGGAGCCGAUUAUGCACGCCAAGUGGAACGGUUAGAACUGAGCAAGAUCAGGAUGAAAAUGCGGAUUCCCUUAGUUCCGCGCUUGAAUGCGAAAGAGCAAAGACUAACGACGAAAGGUUGUCGGCAGCAAUCAGGAGGUUGGACACUGCACAGAAACGGCUCUACACACCCGUAAGGUUAACCAGAAUCAGUGACGAAGAUGAUAGUGGUUCGGAAAGCGUGAUCGUAAAUGGUGAAAAGCAGCCGCCAUUGACAAAGAGUAAAAGGCGUCAGACUGGCAGCGUGCAGUUGCCCACACCUAUUCGACAUAUAAGGACCGACAGUAGCCAUCUGGUCGGAGACUGCUUUCAAGCGAAUCUUCCUCAAUCUGGAGCAGGUAGAACGUCGACAGUGAACCGAAGACCACAACCUGUACAACGAUCACUGCAGCUUGAAUCGGUGAGCAUGCCACGUGAAAAUGUGAACAUCCUGGAGAAGGAUGCUGACGCAGGCUACCAACAUCACAUUCCUCGAGGUAGCGCGAAAACAGGUGGGUGUCAAUCACCGCAGGACAAGAACGGCAGCUGCCAGGCGAAACACGGAGUGGGCCCCCAAGAGGACCCAAGGGAUGCUUCUGAAGGCGCGGGAAAAAAUGUUGCCAUGGGCGGGACCAGUAGCUUGCCAGCAAGUGCUGAAAGGGCUGAGCCCUUUCAAUCAGUCUGUGAGGAAGGGAACAGUGAAGGACCUCUAAGUGAAAGGCAUGCUCCGCACACUGAAGAGGAUGUGGCUUCCAAAAUCCUAUCAAAUGUGGAGCUGGAAGGUGGAGGAGGGGUCGAAGAUGAUGCACAAAGUUUUUCCCAACACCGGAGGAAGAAAACGAGUCCUCAAAAGAGUGUGUCACGUGAUGUUGAGACCAGCAAUUCCUCUCCAGCUCUGCAGAAGGAAGGGGAAGACGCACUGCAGGAAACAAGUGGGACAUCUAUGACUUUUCAGGCGGCAAAACAGAGCGCGGAUAAGGAUCCCGCAGCAAUGAACACGGUUCAGCGGGAUAAUCCGCUAAACGAAGGAAAGAGUGAUGGGUGCAAUCAGCGGAAGAGGAGGGCAUCCAUGGCACCGAAGAAGGCUUGCGUUGAACCCACAGACAGAAGGGCCUCCCUCGCGCCUAAGGGCGGAAAGGCCUCCAUAGCACCUAAGGAGAGGGGGAGCUCCAUAGAGCCUUCGGAUGCGAGAGAGUUGCCGAGUAGGACUAUGCGGACUAGGAGCAGGCAGGCAGAAGGAGAGUCAAUCCCAGCAUCGGCGACCAAGGUUCAGCGGAACAGGAGCAGGCGGAUGGAGAGAGCGGCAGAGUGCGAGUGAGGGUCAUCAAUCAACAACACUCAGAUGC